This is a messenger RNA of Penicillium malachiteum, 564 nucleotides long. RefSeq lists its product as uncharacterized. The transcript has a single exon. The record is from RefSeq and is a predicted model, not a curated record. The coding region runs from base 1 to 564 and encodes 187 amino acids. NCBI's taxonomy places the organism in Eukaryota, Fungi, Ascomycota, Eurotiomycetes, Eurotiales, Aspergillaceae.
AUGAGUUCCAACACCAGCCACCAAGAUGCCUCCCACGUGCACCCUGAGGGUACCUCAGCCCAUGGGGAGAACCUUGUGAUUCCUGAAUCUUUACUUCCUCGCCCGGAUUCCCCCUUGGCCCAAGGCCCAUUCACGCAUGUCCCGCGUCCGCUGCAUACUGAUAUGUUGCUGCCUUCUACUCUGGAGCCCCGUUACCUCGAGGUGGUCAACGACAUCAACGGAGCGACCCUGGAAAGCAAUCACCGCUCACUCAUGUGGGCUAUUCACCGACUCUCUGGUCUUCACGUGGCAAAUGACAACUGCGUCGUGGUUAACGCAUGCCUGGAGAGACUGUGCCAUGACGGCUUGGUCCAACGAAUGGUGCUCUAUGAGCAAAUUUUCAUGCAUCUCCCUAUGACCCACGAUCAGGAUUCGGACAUUCGGGGUCUCCUUGACAUGUGUCUGUUUCUCCAUUAUGUACCUUUGGUGAAGCGCGACAUCAAUGGGCUUCCUGAUGGUCCCCAGAAGGAUAUUCUGAAGCGACUUUUCCUUGCUAUUUGUCCCGGAGGUCAUACCGUGGAGUGA